CGAUAUCGUCGGCGUCAGCGACUUGCCCGUGCACGCGAAGCCGGAAAGAAGAACAUUCAGACCCGAAAGGCGCAUCCGCACCAGGCCGAUCGUAAUGUACGACAAGCAACGGAAGCUUCACCCGAGCUUCACCAUCACAUCUCUCCGUCCAUAAACGUCCCCAUAUCUAUCAUUCCAUGGGUGCAACAGAAACCCUCUGACCCAGCCAAGAGAGAGUUCCUUCCGAAAUUGAAAGACCACCUUCUCACCCGCUGCUAUGGCCACGACUUCGUUGAUGCAGAGGUAGCCUUCUCGCAAGAGGAGCGAAACAGUCUGCAAAUCCUUGGGGGGAAGAUGUAUGCGGCAAAGGUUUUCCGUGUCAACUACACAACAUACGAUUUACGCCGCGCCUACGAUUCCGUCAAUCCACGAACACAAGCUAACGUUAUGGUCUAUUCGCCCGAGACGGGCCCCAAUACUCCUCCGUACUGGUACGCUCGAGUUCUAGGCGUCUUCCAUGCUAACAUUCGGCACGUUGGAUCAAAUUCCCGUAACCGCGAAGUCCAGCGUAUCGAAUUCCUGUGGGUACGUUGGUAUGGAGCCGAGCAUGGCUAUCGGUAUGGAUCAAAGCUCGCACGACUCCCUAAAAUCGGCUUCGUGGAAGAUACGGACGACUACGCGUUCGGCUUUCUUGACCCUGCCCUGGUCAUACGAGGAUGUCAUCUCAUUCCGGCGUUCGCUGGUGGACGCACAUCAAACCUACUGCAUACCAUAGAGCCUACCGCUGCUCGUCCUCUUGGUGAUGUAGAUGACUGGGUGAAUUUCUAUGUGAAUAUCUGGGUAGACCGCGAUAUGUUCAUGCGCUAUCUGGGUGGUGGUGUUGGGCAUAGCACAAAUGCCACUCGCAAUACAUCAGCCGGUGAUGCAGAAGACACCGCAGAAGACGAGAUCGCGGGAGAUACGCAGUCAGACGAAGCUUCGGAUAUCGAGGAACACGAUGGUGGCGGUGGCGUGGAUGACAUCGAGGGCAGAGCGGAUGACGAUGAGAAUGAAGAUGAGGACGAUGAACAAGAUGAGGAGGAUGAUAUGGAGGAUGACGAACAGGCCGAGGAGGAGGAUGAAGGUGAUGAAGAGGUCUUGAGCGCGUCGGACGACGAUGAUUUGGGAGGGUCGGAUGCGAGUGAAGAGGAUAACGAUGGAUACGCUUCGCUAUCCUGA
Molecule: messenger RNA, 1197 nt
Organism: Stereum hirsutum FP-91666 SS1
Lineage: Eukaryota; Fungi; Basidiomycota; Agaricomycetes; Russulales; Stereaceae
Exons: 3
Coding region: 334-1197 (287 amino acids)
Source: RefSeq, a predicted model, not a curated record